UCGCAACCUUGUCACUUGCACUUUGCUUCGUGCAGUUCGUGAUGGCGCCUUUAUAAACAACAAGGUUGUCGGCAUAUCCUUUAAAAUUUAUUUUUAUUUUUGUGAAUAGAAUAAUUUAAAUGAAAAAAUAGUAAAGAUGACGACUUCGGCGGACGUAGUCACGGGCAGAGUGCAGGCUUACUUAACACUACCUCUUGUCCAAAGAUGCAGGGAGUUGGCUUUGCUCAUCGAUGCUUUGAGUACAACAGAGUUACAACAUGUCUUUCCAGUUCUCAUAAAUUCCAUUUUUGGAAUAUCCGAUAACGUUGGGUGGGGUCUCCAUACCAUUAGCCUAAAGAAGUAUCCUCAGGAAUAUGAGGUACUUUGCAAUUUCCUUAGUCCUCAGGGACCAAUAUUCUCUCUGUGUUAUAAACUUCUUCCAGAUUGUUAUUUGAAAUAUAACUUUCCAGUAUCUUACCUGCCUUCUAAAAUUCGUCACAUGCUGGAAGAAGGGAUCAUUCCACCAUUCUAUUCAGAUAAACUCAGAGAAGAUCAUAGCAUUCGACUUCCAACAGUUUUAUCUAUGAAUCCUUUUGAGUACUACAUCUUUCAUUUUGCGUACCAUUUGACAAAUCCAUGGUUGCAAAUUCAGCAGCAAGAUAAUGUAUGGAUAAAUUGGGAAACAGUUUACGUUGAACUUGCAAACUGUUAUCUGUUUCACUUUUUACCAAGAGAUAAUUCACCGGUUUUACCUAUAAUUGGACCAUACGUUAAAAAAACACCUCCUAGAAAGUUGAUGCAAGCAACGGACACAAAAAGGUUACAAACGACACGUCUUUUGAGAACAACAAUCUUAUCACCCAAUUCAACUAGUCCUAAUACUGGAGUACCACAGCAACAAUGUUUACCUCAGGUUUGGCGAAGUGAAACCAUUGUUCAAGUUUUUCUUGAUUUUUGGCUGGAGUAUACAGAAGAAGAACAAUUUUCCCCAACUAGAAGUCCCCAAAUUACUGGAUCCAUACCACGAAGACAUAGUAUUCAUACUGGAGAACAUAUUCGCUUGGUUAGAACAUUCAUUAAAACUUUGCACGAAUUUGCGAAUAGUUCCAUUGGGGAUAGAAGUGCUAUGGAUGAAUUGAAAAGAGUUAUACUUCCAUCUGUUCAAGGAAAAAUUUACACUUUCUUAAGGAAAGCCAUACAUCAUUGGCCACUUGACAGUUCCUUUCGAUUAAUCUUGGAAGCUUGGUUAAGCUUUAUACAGCCUUGGAGAUAUGUACAAGGAGUAGUGUACACCAAACAAGAGAAAGCUGAAGAAGAAGAGAAAGGAAAAAUUCAUGAUCCAAACAGAUGGGUUUCGUUUGUUGCAAAUAACUUGUUAGCUUAUACAGCAAUAUUUCAUCAGUUGCUACCCCGAUUUAUGCGAACGGAUCUUGUUGCACCAAAAAAUGCGCACAUGUUAUUUAGAGUUACAAAGGUAUUUUCUCAACCUCAUUUAGCAAAAAUUUUAUUAGAAGUUGAAAGUUGCAUAGAUGAUGUUGCAUCGACGCGAAAUCGUACAACUAAUCAGUGGACCGGUACGGUUCGUCAACAAAUUGUUGAAUUAGAGGGUCCUUCUUAUCAAUACAUCCCUAUGUUUUCACAAGCCACGGUUUCCCAGAUAGUUUCCUUUCUGGGCACAAUAAAACAAGCGCAUUUGACCGCUACGAGCUUAGUCGAAGCGCUGGAGAAAAGGCGGACAGGUAGAAGGUUCUUAAUGUCGCUCUGGGAAUUCUUCAAUGGGGAGGAUACCUCAUCCGACGAUAUUAGUCUAGACGAGCGCAAGAGGGUCCCUGUGUUCCUUGCCAAUGCUCAGCAACAGCUCAUAGACAUUUUCCAGGUAGGCCAGGUGAACGUUGAAGAUCUCCCCCAAUCUACCAUCGUUGCAGACCAAGAAUACCAUGAGAGCAUACUGUCUACGUCGUUCUGCCAUCAGUCUCACAUGGACUCUAGCUUGGAUUCAACAAGACCAGGAGUUUAUGUUCCUAUACAAGAAGGCCGACAAAAUUGUCGCUACAUUGAAUACUUAGGCGAUCCUGAAUUGCAACCUGUUCGCAGCUACGAAAGUGCUUUUCUAGUCAGAUUAUUUUAUCAGCUGUGUGACUACGUGAAUACAAAGUACCAACACGAGCUGAUGGAGGCUUAUAGUAGACAGGACUUUUUGGGAAGAGUGACCAGGCAAAUUCUAAAACCGCCAACAAAAGUUGUAUAUUUACCGAAGCGGACGUCGAGUGGCUUUUCUUCUGGUUAUGAAAAACGCUUACCGCCGCACAUCAGUCUUCGUUCGAUUGCCAGCUACAAUUUCAUCAUCAGCAUCACUAUUGGAAUGUUCUUUUUCUGGCUUAUUGGAUAUGGAACUACCGCAUUCCUCGCUUUGUUAUUCUUCACUUGGAUGUUCUAUGUGCUGAUCAAGGCUAUUUGCGAACCCUGGAGCAACAGAGCCAACAUGAAUACAAGCAGUAUGAUUUCUGAGGCUUUUGAUGUUCAGUGAAAGUUGCAAACUAAAAACUAAACCUUCUUCUAGAUUUUGAAGACAUAAAGUGACUAAUACAAAGCUGUUUGCACAUUUGUGAUUGUAUAUGUUAUACAAUUUUUUUUUUAAAGAAUCGACUUAGAUGAAGAUAUUUUUGUAACAUGGAAACGAUGAACUAUAUCAACUUUGAAAGAAUAUUGUGAUUAUUUUAAAAAAUUUACGCUAUAAUUUUAUAGUACUUUUUUUAAAAUUCGAAGCAAACUAAAGCUGUAAUGAUGCAUUUAAUUUUACAUUAAUUGCAUUAAUUUUGGUGCUUUUUAUUUGAUUUAAGUGCAUAACGAGUUUUUUUGAUCGCCGACGAUACUAAAAAAUUGCAAAGUUUUCGUUUACGCUACAUCGUGAAAGUGAAAGUGGUUUUAAGACUAUGUAAUGUAUAAUAUAUAUAACAAGAUUUUUCGCAGAGUUUAUUUUUAAGACAAUAACAUUAUGUAAUAAGCAAUAACGCUUAAAUGUUUUUCAAAUAAAACUUCUUCCAAUCAUCGUUACUAAAAA
Nasonia vitripennis (jewel wasp) is the source of this 3040-nucleotide messenger RNA. RefSeq names its product sphingomyelin phosphodiesterase 4. Bases 137 to 2506 code for a protein of 789 amino acids. The transcript is spliced from 14 exons. The record is from RefSeq and is a predicted model, not a curated record. NCBI's taxonomy places the organism in Eukaryota, Metazoa, Arthropoda, Insecta, Hymenoptera, Pteromalidae. Gene Ontology annotation, biological process: ceramide biosynthetic process; sphingomyelin catabolic process; glycerophospholipid catabolic process. Gene Ontology annotation, molecular function: sphingomyelin phosphodiesterase D activity.